CGUGUAACGUGUAUUACCUAAGUACGUACUUUUUUUUUCAUUUCGCAUAUAUUCGUUUUUCAUUCAUUUAAAAUUGUAAUAAUAGUCUCUGAUCGGUAUAAUGCAAAAUGCGCAACCUUUCAUUCUACAAAGACUUGCAUUCAACGACGUGCACGAUCCAUUGAAAUCCAACUUUUUUAAGCUUGUAAUGUCAUCAAAACGCAAGUCGCCGCCAUCCAAAUUGCUUGAGAGUACAAAUCCCGAAACGAAUAAGACGGAGCAGCUGCAUUAUCCCGAGAACCAUUGCGACGAUAUGGAGACUGUAACAGACAGAAAUUGUGGCAGCCCAGUCGUGGCCAGCAGUCCACCUUCUGUAGCACAGCCGAUCGGUCACAGCAGUGGUACUUCUUCGCCGCCCUCGUCAGACUGCAGCGACACCAGCAACAACGGUCGGUACGCCAUCAAUUCUUCAUCGCCUCGGUCACAAUCCAACAAACGGCAACGCACCGAAAGCCCUUGCGGCAACUCUGCGGUAGACGGUAAAUCACCAUACUCGUACGGCGGCCGACAGCAAGCAGGUUCUGCCGGGUCGUCGCCACCCCAUCAACCACAGCAGCAAUUACCCCAGUCACAUCUAGCGUCAUUCCUGUCGCUUAACCAUAACGCGUUCUACGAGACAGCGGCUGCAGCAGCCGUUGCAUACGAACGAGCAUUUUUGGCCGCUGGACAACACGGGCCCCCUCCAUUCCAUUUGCUUGAUGGUAGCCAGACAGCAGCCGGUGGUGCCGGAUCACCAUAUUUCGAUAUCGAGCAACGGCUUCGAAAAGGUGACGAAUCCGUAGCCGAAAAAUUGGCUGCGGCGCAUUUGAUGCAUCUCAACAACAACACAUUCAUGCACAACCAAAACAACAACAAUAAUAACAACGUUAUGUCGUUGGCUGGACCUGCCGCCAAAAGGACUAUGGACGAUGUACUGAAAAAACUCUCUUCCAAAAUGCAUAUUCGAGACGAACAACAAAGUCCAAAUUCUCCAUCCAAGACCAACAACCACAG
This is a messenger RNA of Daktulosphaira vitifoliae (grape phylloxera), 1032 nucleotides long. RefSeq lists its product as uncharacterized. The record is from RefSeq and is a predicted model, not a curated record. Lineage: Eukaryota; Metazoa; Arthropoda; Insecta; Hemiptera; Phylloxeridae. The annotation marks the transcript as partial. The transcript is spliced from 2 exons.